AUGCCCCCGCUGAUGCUGAACGACGGCGGCUCCGCGCAUUCCAUGCCCAAGUACAGCCGGCAAUAUUCCCUGGAACACGUCCACGGCAACUCCCCCUACGCCGCUCCGUCCCCGGCCUUCGGCGGCUCCGCUCUGUAUUCCCCGGAUUCCGGCGCCAAUUCCGGCCCCAUCAUCUCGGACGUGACCGAGCUGCCCCCGUCCAGCCCCGAGGCCUCUCCCGGCGGGAGCCUGGACGGGAGGUGGGAAUCGAGCAGCCCGGUGAUCCGGAUCAAGGAGGAGCCGCCCAGCCCCACGCCCAGCCCGCACGUGGAGGAGCCCAACCCCGGCAACGCCGCCAAUCGAGCCGAGACCCCCCUGUCCCCCUCCACCUUCAUCGACUCCAUCCUGCGGGAAAACGAGCCCGGAGCCGCUCCCGGCAAUCCCCAAUCCCAGGAAAAGUGCCUGAGCGUCGCCUGCCUCGACAAGAAUGAGCUGAACGAGCACCUGGACACGAUCGACUCCAGCCUGGACAAUCUGCAGGCGCUGCUGAGCUCGCACGGCUUCAGCGUGGACAGCGCGCUGCUGGACCUCUUCAGCCCGUCCAUGGCGGUGCCGGACGUGACCCUGCCGGACCUGGACAGCAGCUUGGCCAGUAUCCAGGAUCUCCUCUCGUCCCAGGAGCAGCAGAAGCCGACAGAGGCCGAGGCCAGCGCGGGGGACUCCGGGAAGCAGCUGGUGCCCUGCACGGUGCAGCCGCUCUUCCUGGUGGAUUCCAGCGCCGUGGACGUCGGAUCCGGGGAUCUUCCCAUCUUUUUCGAGCUGGGGGAGGGGCCGUGCUUCCCGGACGGCGACGAAUAUCCCGAGGAGUAUCCCGAGGAGUAUCCCGAGGAUCCCGCGCUGCUGCCGGGCCCGGAGCCGCCCACGCCCAAGGACCCGGCCGUGUCCUAAGGCCGGGAGCAGGACAAGGACAGGGACAGGACCGGGAAAAGGACCCGGAAAAGGACCGGGAAAAGGACCUGGAAAAGGACCGGGAA
This is a messenger RNA of Corvus hawaiiensis (hawaiian crow), 1013 nucleotides long. RefSeq names its product heat shock factor protein 1-like. Gene Ontology annotation, molecular function: DNA binding; DNA-binding transcription factor activity. NCBI's taxonomy places the organism in Eukaryota, Metazoa, Chordata, Aves, Passeriformes, Corvidae. The record is from RefSeq and is a predicted model, not a curated record. Gene Ontology annotation, biological process: regulation of DNA-templated transcription.